Molecule: messenger RNA, 4599 nt
Organism: Anastrepha ludens (Mexican fruit fly)
Lineage: Eukaryota; Metazoa; Arthropoda; Insecta; Diptera; Tephritidae
Exons: 14
Coding region: 459-4580 (1373 amino acids)
Biological process (GO): G protein-coupled receptor signaling pathway
Cellular component (GO): cytoplasm
Molecular function (GO): guanyl-nucleotide exchange factor activity; G protein-coupled receptor binding
Source: RefSeq, a predicted model, not a curated record
UUCAUUCGGUCGUCAAAUAAAACUGUGUUUAAAUUAUGUGUGUUUAUUAGCGCGGUGCUUUGGACGCUAUACGCAUAAAAAGUGUCUAGUUUAGUUUAGUACAGCAAUAAUAAUUGUCAUAUACCAUACAGCAUACAGCAACACAAACAACAAUACAAGUUGGGAUCGGUUGUGAUCUGUGGACAUAAAAAAGCAAAUAUGGCCGCCACUUGUUGGAUGAUAAAGUUUAUUUAAUGAACGGGAGAUGUUGAAAAAGUGAUACUUACAAAUGUAUUUUAAAAGGUGAUUUAAAGUGAAAAUGUUUGUAUUAGUUUAAUAAUUUACAAUUUAAAACGCCAACCAAUUCUAUAUAUUGCAAUUGAAAUUUGUGCAUUAAACAAUCUUAUCAGCUCGUGUGUUGAACUUCAAUUCUUUUUUGUUCUGCUGCAAUCGAAACGUUGAAAAUAUCGUUAAAACCUAUGGAAGACCCAUCAAUCAAAAAGAGAUUAAUUGAUUUUGGUAUCGAUGAGCAUGAGUAUGACGAGGUUCAGGAAUUACCAGACGAAUCAAAUAUUAAUCCACAAAUUGCAACCACAACAACAGAAAUACAACAGCAACAACAACCACUAUUACACAUCUCAAGCAAUAACAAUAGUCCGAGCACAAUCACAACGGAUUUACCACCCGAACUGCCGCCACCUAAACAAAACAAAGUGAAGAACUCAAAGAAAAACAAAUCGAAGUCGAAAAUUCCGCGUUCACCUUCACUCGCCUCGAGUAGUGCCAGCGGUAGUGGUGCGUUGGCGACUAGCGGUAGUAAUAAUCGUUUAAACAACAAUAACAAUAAUAAUUUUGGUAGUGCAAUUAAUUAUUCACAAGCGGCGGUUAGUGGCAGUACCGCAUACUCACCAAUACCGCCACAAACACCACCACUGCCGGCCAACUAUCAGCAAAGCAAAUUGAAACAUAUGAAUGGUGGUGGCAACGUUACACCAACACUAAAGACACCGCAAACGCCAUUAGCUAUAUUUGGUGCUGGUAUUUCACCUGUAACGCCAACAACACCAACAAUUUUGGUGUCCAAUAGCGGUGGCAAUAAUAAUGUUGGCUUCGCAAGCACACCGACCGUUGGUAGUGUUGGUGGACUCGCAGUGAUGGGUGGUGGUAGUAUGCCACUUGGUGGAGGCCUAAGUGCCAAUGGUUCGAACGUCGUCGGUAGUGGUGGUGGCGGUGGUGGAGGUGGUGUGAAUGUGCCCGGUGCAGGUAAUCAGCGAGGAAGCGUUAAUAUGGCCUCUGCUCGACGCACACAAAUGCAAAUCUCUCCGAUACCAGAAUCACCGAAACACUUCCAAUAUUUGACCUUGACCGUGCGUAAGGACGAAAAUGGUUAUGGCAUGAAGGUCUCUGGCGACAAUCCAGUUUUUGUCGAAAGCGUCAAACCAGGUGGAGCGGCACAAAUUGCUGGCUUAGUUGCCGGCGAUAUGAUCUUAAAGGUCAAUGGACAAGAAGUGCGUAUGGAGAAGCAUCCGACUGUGGUUGGCUUAAUAAAAGCGUCCACCAUCGUUGAAUUAGCCGUGAAACGCAGUCAAAAAAUGACGCGCCCCUCUUCGGUGGGAAUAGUGCCUUCCACACCCAUACUAUCGGGACGUGAUCGGACAGCAUCCAUAACAGGCCCACAACCGGUUGAUAGCAUCAAACGCCGCGAAAUGGAAACGUAUAAAAUACAAACGCUACAAAAGAUGCUGGAGCAGGAGAAAUUGAAUUUGGAGCGCCUGAAAGGUGACACCAACGAUCCGAGCUAUAAACUUUCUGAAGCGAAUAUCCGAAAGCUGCGCGAACAAUUGCGAAAAAUCGGUGCUGAGGAUGCACCAACAAUCAAAUUGCAACCAACUGCCAACAACAAUAAAAAUACCGCAAUGCUCUCGUCCACUCAGCUACACAAUUUAUCUGCGCCCUCUCACCACCAUCAUCUACACCUACAUCAGCCAACACUACUCCAACAUACGGCUAUUACACCACAACCACAAGUCCAAUCCUCUCCUGCCUUCCUCUCACUUUUGCCCCGUUCGCUGUCCUCACUGUCAUUGGGCACGCGCAAAAAUAAAAUUGAUAAAGAUUUAAUUACUGCGCCAUUGAAUAAUACAACGGAUUUUCUACAUCAACAAUAUCAUCAUCACCAACAUCACGCCAACAACAAUGCGGCCACAUCACCACUACCGCCAUAUAAUAUGUCACAAUCGCUGCAUCAACCGCAAACACAAACGCAACAACAACAACAGCAUCGCAAUUCAACGCAACAAGCACUCUUCUAUCAGCAACAGCAGCAACAACAACAGGCGCGUCUCAAAGAAACACCAAAAUCGUCAAGCUCUAAGUGCAAGAAUAAAUUUGCCGCACAGGCGAAAACGCACAGCAUACAAGAAGACAUACCGCCACCGUUGCCACAACGCAAUCCGCCGCGUCAGUUGCAACUAGACAAUAACGGUAAUGCAGGCGGCGUCAUGAGUAAUAGCAGCAGCAGCAACAAUGCAUCGUUAUUCGCACCGAUUUCCGAUCUAGACCUGGCCGGUAGUCCGCAAGGCAAAUCGCCACAACCUACUUUGCCGCCACCGCCCACUGCGUCACAGUCUUGCGCAGCGGCAGCAGCGUCCUCAUCAGCAGUGGGACAAAAGAAACGCUCCAAAGCUAAGACGAAAGCGCUCUCCGAUCCGAAGAUGUCAACGCAAAUGUUCCUACAAAUGGAGACGGCAGUUGGCGCCAAUGCUUCGGGCGCAGCAGCUGAUAGUGGCAACUCUGAAACAGAUUGUAUACCACCACCGCUGCCACCGCGUCAACCCGGCAUGCUGGAAGAGUCGCCGCACAGAGGCAGUUUUUCGAAUUUGAAUGUUGCUGGCCAAGGUGGCAAUGGAGCUGGUGGUGCACCACGGCCGCCACCCAACAGCAUCGACACGCUGCUCAAUUAUCCGCUUGUGGCCACAUGCACACCAGUGCAUCGAGACAAUAUGGCAGCGGCUUUUCCGCUCUCACAGCGACCCAAUAUCGUACAACAAUUGCAGCAACACCAACAGCAGCAGCAGCAACUGCAGAACAGCAAUAGUUGUGCGGGAACGGCAACAGCAGCUGCUUUGGGACAAACGCCACAGAAUUUGAAUCAUCUCAAUAAGCAUCGACGUGUGGUUUCAUCACCAGAGAAUAUGCAUCCCAGACAUCCAGAUCGAAUCAACAAAACAACCUCUGGUUCCUGGGAGCUCAUAGAGAAGGAUGACGAAGUAACACCACCUGGCACACCACCGCCCCCGUACCUGAACAUGUCCGGCGCGGAGGAGCAGCCGCAGUUGGCGCAUGACAGUGCCGUCAGUGGCGGUGGCGGUAUUUUCAUUGAAUCACAUCAUUUUACACCACUCGCAGGCGCAGCAUCACCAACACCACCCAUUACCACAACCCCCACCACGGCCAACACACAUUCCAGUCGCAUUUUAGCCGCACAAUCGAACGCCACCCAAAAGGAGAUAAUCUCCAUGGAGGACGAAGAUGCAUCCGAUCAAGAGGGUCCAUUCAUCGACGAGAAUGGCCCUUUUAACUAUCUGCAACGUUUACUUGAGCCAGAGAAUGUCGCCUUCUUGGCUGUCUUUCUCAACUAUGUAUUAUCGAAUUCGGAGCCGGCGCCACUACUUUUCUACCUAAUCACCGGGCUAUAUAAAGAGGGCACGGCCAAAGAUAUGCGCAAAUGGGCAUACGAGAUACAUUCGACAUUCCUGGUGCCGCGUGCUCCGCUCUCCUGGUAUCGUAAGGAUGAGUCUCUGGCGCGCGAGGUGGAUAAUGUGCUACAAAGCGAAUUCGAUAAGGUGGAAAUUUUACGUAAAGUCUUUUGGAAGAGUCGAAAGUGUGCACGUGAUACGAUCUGUGCGCAGUUACGUGAAUUCCAACAAACACGCACCGAAGGCUUGGGCACAAUUUAUGGGCCAACGGAUGCGCAACUCGCGGAUGCGCGUGGCGACAAGCAACGUGAACAGCACAUCUUUGAGGAGACGUUGAUGCGAAAGUUGCAGGUGUUAAUUGAGGAGUAUGAAAAAGACUUACCUAUAGAGGAUCCCAAGAAAUUAGCACUUUGCUCGGCCUUAUCAACAGUUAUACAUCGCAUAUUUAUAACACGCUCGCAUCCGAACAGUAUUGUUGAUCGUGUGCAUCACUUUGUUAGUCGUGAGAAGAGUUUCAAGUCGCGUCUGAUGGGCAAAAACCGAAAAAUGAUUGUUCGUGGUCAUCCAUUGGUAUUACGUCAAUACUACGAAGUGACCCACUGUAAUCAUUGUCAGACUAUUAUCUGGGGUGUGAGUCCGCAAGGUUACCAUUGUACAGACUGUAAAUUAAAUAUUCACCGUCCUUGUUCGAAAGUGUUAGAUGAGAAUUGCCCAGGCCCUUUGCCACAAUCGAAACGAAAAGAGCCGCAUAACGAUAACAAAAUCAGCAAAUUUAUGGGAAAAAUACGACCGCGAACAUCGAGUGAUUUUAUUUCAAUGGAAAAACGUGCCCGUCACGAGGAAGAUUUUGAUCCAAUGGAUUUUGCAAAUGGUAAGCUUAGUUUUAAAUUAAGUUUUAGAUAAAAAUAUUUAGUGAAGUUAA